UGUUUAGCUAAGUUUCCGUGCAAAGAUGGAAGUCAUGGUUGCCAAGAUGUUUGCUUUGAGUCUAAUGACGUAGCUACAUGCGCAUGUCGUAUGGGAUAUCAGCUAAAGUCAGACAAAAAGUCAUGCGAAGAUGUCGAUGAAUGCAAUGAAGGAAAGGCCAGAUGUAACCAGCUUUGUUACAAUAAUGAAGGCAGCUAUGAUUGCGGCUGCAUUGGAGGAUUUCGUCUCAGUGCUGACAAUGUGACCUGUGUGGAUAUCGACGAAUGCAUCGAAUGGACUUUCAAUUGUUCAGCUUCGCUGCGAUGUGAAAACACCAUUGGGUCCUACAAYUGUAGAUGUCAGGAAGGCUUAUAUUGGAUUGACAACAGAUGCCGUGAACUGUCAAGUGGAGAGAAGAAACCAACCCCUAAACCUCCACCAAAGCCACCAAUACCAUCCAUAGACGAUCUCCGUAAUUCUGUCAACGUUACGAUCAAAGAACUGGACAUUUCUGAGUGGACUCUACAACUCGAUCUUGUGUUUAAAAAGGGUGUUGCGCGUGAAAAGUAA
Exaiptasia diaphana is the source of this 549-nucleotide messenger RNA. Its product is annotated as mucin-like protein. Gene Ontology annotation, molecular function: calcium ion binding. Lineage: Eukaryota; Metazoa; Cnidaria; Anthozoa; Actiniaria; Aiptasiidae. The record is from RefSeq and is a predicted model, not a curated record. The transcript has 6 exons. Bases 91 to 549 code for a protein of 152 amino acids.